UAAUAAUACAGUGGAAACAAUUUAAACGUCAAAAGUAGCCUGGAAUAUAUGUAAACUAAAUAAAAAUAAGCAUAAUAAAGGUUGAGAAGGCAGAAAGCAGAGGGCAGCAUGAGCGCCGAGCCGCAACCGAGGGAGCCUGUUGGCGAAAAGCAUUACAGAAUGGCCUUAGCUGCAGUAAGUGCUCAGGGAGACAGGAAGGAGGCAAUGAAAAUACUGGAGGAAAAAUUAAACAAGGCUAAAGGUGAGCUGGUAAAACUGUCGAAUUCUUAUGACACUGCCCUUGAUGAUAUCCAGAACCACUACAGGAACGCCUCUUCAACCCUGACGUCAAUAAAAGAGGCAGCGGAAAAGGCUUUGGAUGCCUACAUGCUGGAGUUCCAAAGGAGACUAAGGGAUCAGCUGGAAAAGAUGGAAGAGCUUAAAAAGGCACUCUCACCUGUUCCAAAUAACAAGAUGAUCUCUGAUUCCUACAGUGAGAACGCCAUGACCAACAUCAGAAAUGACAACAGUGUGCACUCCAGUGUCAUGGAGGUGGAGUAUUGUAGCCAUCUUCAGUUUGUUGCUCUUUUUGCAUGCACAGGAACUACUUUUCAAAAUUAUUAUAAAUUUUUUAUAGUAAAGGAAGCUACUCAAGGGGAAAAGAGUAAAUAAAACAAAAAACAACAA
Messenger RNA from Eriocheir sinensis (Chinese mitten crab), 666 nucleotides. RefSeq lists its product as uncharacterized. The record is from RefSeq and is a predicted model, not a curated record. NCBI's taxonomy places the organism in Eukaryota, Metazoa, Arthropoda, Malacostraca, Decapoda, Varunidae. The coding region runs from base 109 to 651 and encodes 180 amino acids. The transcript has 5 exons.